Messenger RNA from Amoebophrya sp. A25, 736 nucleotides. NCBI's taxonomy places the organism in Eukaryota, Dinophyceae, Syndiniales, Amoebophryaceae. The record is from the annotation of a GenBank genome assembly.
CUUCAACAUCAACACACAGCCUAAUCCUCAUAGUCCUGGGAAGUACACAUGGAUAGAUCAACUCGGUGUCCCACGGGUAUUAGUGGAGAAGACGAUCGUGCUAGUGGUGAAGAUGGGAGACAAAACGAAAAAGAUACCAAAAACAAUUACGCCUUACAUCAUAUACACGGACCACAACAAGAACGAUGUGGUGAAGUACAGAUCCUCCUUCAUCAGCGUCCACGAAUUCUUACAACAGACAAGUACCACUAGAAGGAGGAUGCGCAACGCGAGAGAAGGCACCAACACAAGAAAAAGGAGGGUGAAUCCGUUGAGGAUAUGCUUCAAAGGCGACAACAGCGAAGAAGGAGAAGGAGAUGCGAGACCAAGCCCAUCGCCAUGUCCAUCACCUCAACAGCGAGCUCAGCGAAGACGAUAUGAGGCAAAUAAGAAGGCUCUCCCCGUCCUCCAUCAAGUGCUUGGCACAACCAAAGAUGUAUCAGCAGAUGGCUCAUGGAGAAGGACAGCACAAGCGAGUUCGAUAAUGCCGAUGCACGUGUAUAAAGGAUGGCAGGCGGAAAAGGGAGCAGCAUUGUCCGCUACGACUAAGAGACGAGCAGAGGAGGUCAUGAAGAAUGACAAAGAAGGAAAAUUCAAAGUGUCGUUUUUGGGACGCACCGCGACAGUGGAAGAAGAGCAAGAGACGAAGAAUAAGAUAGCCAUAGCAAGAGCCUAUAAUAAGGAAAGACAUAAAUGA